GACCUCGGGGGAAUACUUCAGUGAUCGAGCGUCGCUUCACGCAAGUACCGAAUCGUCUCGGGACGCGGAGGGCUUGGGAGAGGCCCGCGUUCCCGGGCUCGGCCGGCCCAUCUUUUAAUUAAGAACCGGGUGUCGUCCGUUGCGCCUGGAGCGAGCGAGAGGGAGAGGGAUUUGCCGGCGAUCGAGCAUGGGGAAGACUAAAAAGACACUGGAAGAACUCGAGGAUGAGAGAUCCGCGCUGGAACAGGAGGCGUACGAUGAGAAAACAAAGCUGCUGAACAGGUCGCAGUUCCAGGAGCUCCUCGAGCUGCAGAAUGAAGAGGAGCCGGAGUUUGUCGCUGAGAUUGUGGAGAUGUACCUGGCUGACGCGAAGGAGAUGCUCAAUGAGCUGAGCAAGCUCUUCUCUGAGGAGAAGGUCAAGGAGGCGGAGGAUGGGAAACCUAACUACAACACCGUGCGCGCGGUGCUUCACAAGCUCAAAGGAAGCAGCUCCACCUUUGGCGCCGAUGGCGUGCAGCAGAAAUGCGAGGAGCUGCGCGAGCACUGCAUCAACGAGGACCUCGACAAGUGCCGAACGGGCGAGGGCUCGCUGGAGGAGCUGCAGAGCAACGUGGACAUUCUCAGCGAGUUCCUGGCCAAAUACACCGCCAAGAUCAAGGAGAUCUACGAGCUGAGCCAGGAGGCCAAGGCUGACGAGUGAAGGACACUUUCCUCCCCGCCGUCGGGGAGUACCGCGAGAUAUGUGGUUUGUCGAAAUAAAUGAAUCGUCUUUGCAAAAAAAUCACUCGCUCCC
Micromonas commoda is the source of this 793-nucleotide messenger RNA. RefSeq lists its product with no specific name. The record is from RefSeq and is a predicted model, not a curated record. The coding region runs from base 188 to 700 and encodes 170 amino acids. Gene Ontology annotation, molecular function: histidine phosphotransfer kinase activity; protein histidine kinase binding. Gene Ontology annotation, cellular component: cytoplasm; nucleus. Gene Ontology annotation, biological process: phosphorelay signal transduction system; phosphorylation. The transcript is spliced from 2 exons. Lineage: Eukaryota; Viridiplantae; Chlorophyta; Mamiellophyceae; Mamiellales; Mamiellaceae.